Messenger RNA from Macadamia integrifolia, 1141 nucleotides. Its product is annotated as proteasome subunit beta type-1. The transcript is spliced from 7 exons. The record is from RefSeq and is a predicted model, not a curated record. Gene Ontology annotation, cellular component: proteasome core complex. Bases 154 to 828 code for a protein of 224 amino acids. Lineage: Eukaryota; Viridiplantae; Streptophyta; Magnoliopsida; Proteales; Proteaceae.
ACCAAGAAAGGUCGGCCGGGUGUAGUCUUUUUGAGGAAAGAAGAAUUCCUCCCCAAGCAAAGCAGAAGGCAAAUACAAAACCAGGAAGGAGCCUUUGCAGUCCCAGCUCUGUCCCCCUAGUUCUCCUCUUCGUAACCAUCUGUGGAUUUCGCCAUGGCUUCAAAGCAGCAAGCGAACUGGUCUCCUUACGACAACAAUGGAGGAACGUGUGUUGCAAUUGCAGGGUCCGAUUACUGUGUAAUAGCUGCCGACACUCGAAUGUCUAGCGGCUACAAUAUCCUGACUCGAGAUUACUCCAAAAUCUGCAGACUAGCAGACAAAUGUCUGAUGGCCUCUUCUGGGUUUCAGGCUGAUGUAAGAGCUCUACAGAAGGUUUUGACAGCUAGGCAUUUGAUUUAUCAGCAUCAACACAACAAGCAGAUGAGCUGUCCUGCAAUGGGUCAACUUCUCUCGAACACUCUAUACUACAAGCGCUUCUUCCCUUAUUAUUCCUUCAAUGUCUUGGGUGGUCUCGACGAAAAUGGAAAGGGUUGCGUGUUCACAUAUGAUGCUGUUGGAUCCUAUGAGAGGGUUGGAUACAGCACCCAAGGUUCUGGUUCAACACUCAUCAUGCCUGUUUUGGACAAUAAGCUGAAGGCUCCUAGUCCUCUCAUAUUACCUGCCAAGGACGCUGUGACUCCACUACUGGAGUCAGAAGCAGUUGACUUGGUGAAAGAUGUUUUUGCGUCUGCGGUUGAAAGGGAUAUAUAUACUGGUGACAGGUUAGAAAUAGUAGUCGUUAAACCAGACGGUAUUCGACGUGAAUUUAUGGAACUCAGGAAGGACUGAGCACUUUCCUGCUCUGCCUCUAGAGUAAAACUGUGAAAGUCUGAAAUUAUGCCAGUAAGGUGAUACUGUGGUGGGUCUCCUGGUGCUCCCAUGGCUAAUCAAUUUGUUAUUUGUGGCUUGUAGGAUUAAUGCCCUUUAAAUAUGCCAAUUUCCUCCAUUUUAAAAUGGUGCUGCCAUGGGGAAAUAUGUUUCAACAUGAAUAUCUAUACUGAAACUUGGAGAAUAUUUGGAUUUUGAUUUUUGCCAUCUUUCUUUAGAGCUGUAUACAUUUAGAUUUGGGUUUAUAUUAAAAACGUGGGCAGAUUUUAAUUCA